AUGGACCCACGGCUUGAAGAGGACGCUAAAAUCCAUAGCUGCCAUCCCAAUGACGCCGUGGUCCCGGUGUGGACGGACAUCGUUUAUGAUAUCCUUGCGCGAGUCCAUGAUACCACGGGAAUCAACACCAUUGGGUGUUUCCGCAUCGGGAGCGACAUGGACCGGCUACGCUGCCCACCGACGGUAUUGGUGGGCAUAGACAGGCAGGUAUUCAGGGACUGGAAGGUCGUUCGGGAAGCGAUAGUCAGUGCCCUGAAUUCACGGGGCCUCGAGAGUGUUGGGGUCCGCAUCAGGAAGGAUAAGAAGCCCCGGAGAGCCAACAACAUCGAAAGAAACCCCAUCCAGCCCUCCGAUUGUCGCCCCGACCCUCCCUUGGGAUAUAGCCUAGGCCCGCACAACAUGAAGGAUGCGAUUGGGACUCUCAGAGGGUGGGUUGAGCUCAAAAGCCCACGAACCGGACAAUGGGUGUCUUUUGCCAUUACCUGUACACAUUGUUGCCUUCCCCCAAGAGGCGCACUAAAUGAUGAAGAUCAAGAGAUUCUUUGGAAGUGGAAGCAAGAAGGAGUCCGCUUUGGUGACCCGGACGCAGCUCGUCUGCUCUCUGUGGAUGCACCAUGCUAUCGCGACAUCAAGGCAGGGAUUGACGCGAAGGAGUCGCUGAUAGAUGUAACGAAGGCCGAUCAUGCCUACCGAAGAGUUGAGGGGGCCAGAGCGCAAGGCAGAUCUAGUUCUUCCGGUGAUCAAGAGGGAUGGAAGAGGGCAUCAGAUUUUCCCUCGACUAGCGAUCCGAGCAAGUUGUCUGUUCGCGACUGGGCCUUGGUACAGCCAAAGAGUGGCCGCUCAGCCGGGGAGAAUGAUAUCGGGACCUUGAGUGGCUUCCUCCAUAGACGCCAUGUCGGCCAAUUCAAAACUGCCCUACCCCCAAAGGACGAGAAAGUGUACAAGAUAGGCCGUGUAUCAGGCUUCACAUCUGGUCAGUUCGGCGCCCUACAAUCAUGUUCCCUGGAAAAUGAAACGAAGAACGGGCAUACGGUUAGUCGUCAAACAUGGGAGCACGUAGUGACACAGCCAUCCGGAGCGUUUCUCGAGCUUGGCGACUCGGGGUCGCUCCUUUUCGAUGCGAACGGUGAUGUGCUGGGGAUGUUGUUUGGUGCCUCAGACAAGGGGGACAUUUCCUACUUUACUGCCACGGCCGACCUGCUCCAGGAUAUAAAGAGCAUUACAGGCGCGCUUGACGUGCGCUUGAAACAAGCCUAG
Molecule: messenger RNA, 1257 nt
Organism: Aspergillus versicolor CBS 583.65
Lineage: Eukaryota; Fungi; Ascomycota; Eurotiomycetes; Eurotiales; Aspergillaceae
Exons: 4
Coding region: 1-1257 (418 amino acids)
Source: RefSeq, a predicted model, not a curated record